Molecule: messenger RNA, 9262 nt
Organism: Anthonomus grandis grandis
Lineage: Eukaryota; Metazoa; Arthropoda; Insecta; Coleoptera; Curculionidae
Gene: Spt20
Product: transcription factor SPT20 homolog
Exons: 17
Coding region: 239-3286 (1015 amino acids)
Biological process (GO): regulation of transcription by RNA polymerase II
Cellular component (GO): SAGA complex
Molecular function (GO): transcription coregulator activity
Source: RefSeq, a predicted model, not a curated record
UGUACUUUACCUCAGCGUCUACGGUUUUUUGAUAAGUUUGAGGUUAAGUUCUUCCUUGGUUACAAUUUUUAUGAUGUGUGUCCCACCAAUGGGAUUGAAGACAUGGACAUUUAAAGGGUAGUUUUCCUCAACAUCUUUGGUAGAAUAUGGUUUCACAGAAGUACGGGAAACCUAGGUUUCAAAUUUAUGUAUAAACUGGAAGAUGUGGCUUCCUGAAUGCAGAUUUUAAUUGCAAUUAAUGAUGCAAAGCCUGGAGGCGGUAUGCGAUGAGGGAGAACGUGCGGUGAAAAGGUUAAAAUCCCUUCGCGCUGCUACCCUGCCUCUUGCCAGCCUUAGAUACGAUAACCAGGCGUCGUGCAGCGAUUUCGAUCCCAGACCCUUACCAAAAUCUAGUUUUGAUAUUUUUAAGGAACUUAGGAGAUUACAAGGCGAUGAUACAGACUAUUCUAGUAGUGAUGACUCUUGUGGGGAUGAGCAGGAUUUUUUAAAGAAGACAACCAAGUACAAAUCACUUGUGUUAGAAUCAGUCGUAAAACGGGAAAAACUAAACACAAUUAUUUUAAAUUUGUAUCCAGGAAAUAAAGGGUAUUCCUUGUCAUUUCGAUUACAAAAUAGAAACUCAACCAUUAUGUGUUUUAAAGAGUGUAGUGAGGAACUUAUUAAUACAAUGGCAAGGGGUUAUGAGGAGGACACUAUUUUAAGAUGUAUAGAUAACCAGGAAAUACCAGCCUUUAUUUUGGAGGCAUUGGAUAAGUUUGAUUUUUUAUUUUAUAGUGGCUGUGUUAUAGCAGAAAUAAGGAAUUAUCGAUUGGCUUACCCAGAAAAUAAAUGCUACAUUCAUCAUGUUUUACUUAGGCCUACACAAAAGACUCUACUAGCCGAUAUCACAACACUAACUAGUGAUCGCUCCGAUCUGAGUAGUGAGGAUCGCGACGCAAUCGAGAGCCAACUAGUGUUGGCACAUACGCCGGAUCUCUGUCUCGAUCCCGAUCCGGGCCUGGAAAGUCGUUUAACGAAAAUCGAGACGCGCGGUCGUUUAUGGAACGGGCACCCGUUCCGUAAGAUGUCAAGCAGAGCGUCGCAGGUCGUCGCCAAUCGCAAACGGAAACUGAACCAUUUCGCCAACCGUCACGGGUUGGAGUUGUUGGACUUUUCGAAAGCGAAGAAGAGCAGGACGUCGCAGCAUCCGACGGCUUCAUUACCAGCUAAAAGUAAUAAGGCUGCCACUUUAGAAAAAGCACAGACUGUGAUUCCGGUACCCGAUCUAGAAGGGCCGGCGCUUUCCCCUCCCCCCGUCCCAAUAGUUAUCAAUAAAUUUAAACCGAUGGCCUGGCCUGACGACACCAGUGACUGUUCUCCACAUCUCAUGGAAGAGUACACAUUAGAGACUGAUAUUACCUCAAAGGAUAAGGAUAAACCUCGAGUUUAUCACAUAAAACUGUCGAUAUUUCAACGGCCUGCCAAUAUGGAGUUCCUCGGCGAGCUUUACUUGGAUCGAGACCACAAGAAGGACCAAAAAAACGGAGUUUCAUGUAGAUUUUCGUUAGGGUCUCGACCAAACGCACACAGGUACGUGCGACAAUUUACAGAGAUAUUUACGGAAAGCGGUAGAAAAACGGCACGAAUAAGUUGCGGAUUGGUGUCGUCAACGCGGAAUGACACCCAAGGGGUUUCCAGUCGACCAGUUACAACAACAGCUCCUACGCCCUCUUCCCAGCCACCAAAACCUCAACAGCAACUACCGAAUCCUAGAGAGCAGGUUGAUCGACUUGCGCAACGGUUACAGGCUCAAAGUCAACAGACAUCACAGCCUAUAGCAAACGGCAUUAUACAAAGCAUACACCAAGUACAGCAACCUAACGUAACACAGACUUCCGCUCAACCUCAAAAGUCUUAUGCGAUCACCAGUCAAGAGUUGGAGAUCGACGCCUUAGCUACAAAACUGGAGAUUUCUUCGCAGGAGUUUCAAGCUGCUGAAAAAGCGAAGCUUCAAGCGACCGCUGCAGCACAGCAACAAAAAUUAUUAUCGAACAGUAAUAUUAUUAGUCUACUUAAUAGCUCUCCAGCAAGUAGCGUAAAUAGCGAUACUAGCGCGGCAGUAGCGAAUGCGAUCAACAAUCCUAAUGUUGUGCCGCAACAGAGGUUGCUGGCUAGAAAAAUGACCUUUAGCAAUGUCACCGCAGCCGGAGCUAGAGUUCUGAGCCACGGCAACUUUAUAGCCCUCAACAAUCACAAUCGGGUCAAUCUGCAUGAGUUGAAUGCGCAGCUGAGCAACGCACCCUCGCAGACGGUGACCCUUGCAGCAGCUCCGGUUAAUAACGCGACAAGAGUCAAUUUAAGUGAUCUGAGCGCGCAGCUGGCCGCGUCCGCGCAACCUCAGAUGGUCACAUUGACGUCGGUUAAUAGUAGUGGAGGCAGUUAUAGUUACACCGCUAUGCCUGUCAAACAACAGGUUGGGCAUCACCAAAGAUUAGUACCGUUCUCUCCGCAAAGUGAUGGAAGCGACUCGUCUCAGUCAGCGCUCGGAGCACUUUUGGUAGGGACUCCGGCUGCCGAUAGACCGGAAAUUGCCAGUCCGCACCAAACCAAUUCGCUUCUGUUGGAAAAACUGGCGGCGAGCAGCACUAGCGGAGGUCAAAAUCCGUUCGCUCAACCGUCUAAAACUUCUCAGGCCACCGCGCAAUACGUGGUGCAAAGUCCGAAGUGUAAUACUGUAAUAUCCCCAAUGUCUAGUCCUCCACCUCAGUCUUCGAAUACUCUGAAUGUACAAAGCUUAAACCUAACCGAGUUACAGAGCAUUCCAGGAUUACAUAAUGUCCAGUUUCAAUUGCAAAAUUUUUCCCAACCGAUCUCUUUGGCAUUGAACGUAGCGAGUCAACUUUCAAGUGGGACAUCGUCUCAAGGUCAGCUGCUCAUGUCUUUACCCAGUGCGCAAACUCAGAAUGCGUCUGCGCAAAGUUCUGGUACGCAACAGGUGCAACAAGUUGUUAUGAAUACAGGAGGUGGUACCGCUGGCUCGUCUCAGUUAGCUCAUUUAGUAACUUCAGGAAGCGUGAAGAAUAUUACCCAUCACAAUUUAAGAACAGCAUCUGGGUCUCAGACACUACAACUAACUCAAGGAAGCCCUCAGUUUCAACUUAUUUCGCAGUUGCAGAGGCCAUCUCGUCAAAAUAUCCAAAGCCAAAGCACCAUCACGGGUAGGACGAUACAGCGGACACCGAUAACGAUCAAGAUGGCGCCAAAUUCAAGUCAGUUAACAGAUAUUCAGUUCAAUAUAGAUAAUUAAUUUUGUGUUAUGUUGGACAGUGCUUAUGUUUUAAGCUUUAAAAAUCUACAUUUUUUUUCUCAUAAAACAAGUAUUUCCUGUAAAUUCAAAAUGUUCAAUUAAGUAAUUUGAAAUGAUAAGAAGAACGAAGAAAGAAGAAUAUGAAGAUGAAAAAAUCCAGAUUGUUAUGAUGUUAUUUUAAAAUACAAAAUAAGAAGUCUUAAAAGCAAAAUUAUAAAAUUACUUUUGUUCCUGUAGAUCAAAACGCAGCUGGAAUGGAAGGGGUGCACCACCAGCAGCUCCGCUUAACUCAGCAAAGAAAUUUAGAGACUAUUUUUGAAAAAUUAAGAAGAACCAGCAAUGAUUAACCAAACAACCUUCUUAUUAACUAUGCGAUGAAAGGUAAUGCAAUAGUAUAAUUUGUAAAUGUAGUUUUUGGUUAUAUAAGAUAUUUACUUCUGUCAUUUUUUUCUGGAAAAUUAGGAAACUGUUUUAUUGUUGACUUUUUUACUAAAUAAGCAUAACUGCUAUUAUGUAUUUAUUAAUAAUAGAUAGCAUAAUAGAAGUGAUUACGUGAUUAGAAUAUUGACGUUUCUGGGGCACAGACAAUCCACGUUAAAUGCAUAAGUAAGGGGCGGUAUUUGCCAUAAUUUUUUCGAAGACGUCGAUGGGACCAGCGUAAUCGUAACUGGUGAGCGUUAGAGGCAUCAGGCAAACAAUUUUUUUCCCGCAAGUUGCUCCUUUGGUUAUCGAUCAUUGUUGCUUCCCACAGGACGAAUAAUUAAUCUCACACAGCUCGAGCAACGAUUGAGAUUUCGAAACACCAAUUUCCAGAGUGGUCUCCCGUCUUGGAGAUUUCAACAGGCCCUCCAGAUCGCCAGAUCUAACAGCACUAGACUUAUUCUAUUGGAGCAUUUUAAAAUCUCCCGUUUAUCGCAACAAACUUCGUAUCUUACAAGCCCUGAAAGCUAACAUUGAAGAUGAGGUCGUCAAUUUGGUGCAAUUUAAAACAAGCGCUAUUAUGCAUGAACUCAAGAGGUGAUCACUUGAGCGAUAUAAUUUUUUUUUCAAUUAAUUUCAUCAAUCUUGCACUUUAAAAUGAACUUUUUUUUGAAAACAAAGCACUUUUUUUUUUCAAUUUAUAACAAAAUGGCAGCCGGUUCAAAUUAUGACAUUACUUUUGCACCACAUAGUAUAUUAAUUGUGAUUUCUAAUUUUAUUAUUUUGCAGAGUUCUACAGUGUUUUCUUAGAAAUAUUUCCAAUUGCAAUCACUGCUUUACUUUUGUCAGAUAGUGUAGCUAAUAAGAUAAAGUUGGAGUUAUUGUAAAAUCUUCGCCUUUUAAUGUUAACCGCCUUCUAAAAGUCAAUAACGUAAUAAGGUAAUUACCUUUUAUUCUAAAAAAGCCAAACUGACUGGUGGAAAAAAACAAUAACAAAGUAAUAAAGGUUGGAGUAUGGUUUGUCUAGAGCCUUAGCACAAUGUCUUUUGAGUUUUUUUAGUUUUUGCACUAAAUAAUACGCUCACCUUAAAAGAUUAAAAAAUCUAAUUCGUUUUCGCGUACUUAGCGCUUGGCGGGUUUCUGAAAUAUACGAUUCAAAUAAUGAUAAAUAAAAGUGACUAUUAAAUGAUUAAAUUAUCUGUAUCAAAAAAAUAUUUAAUAAAUUUAAUAAAAUUUAGGUUUCUUAUUGGUAAAAAAGUCAGUAAUAAAACGGUAAAAAUAUCCUAACGUAACGAUUUGUCGAGAACUUGAAUUUAUCAUCAUGCCAUACUGUAUCAUGUAAAAUACAGACUUACAAACCGUUAUAGUGUUGUGCCUGUUUAAAAAUUGAAAAUGUCUAGUAAAGUAAUUAACUGUUAAUUUUCUACCUAACAUAUACUGCCCGAAAGAUGACUGUUAUUGCUUUAUACGUUGGAUAUAAAAGUACUAUUUAAAUACUAAACAUACUUUUAUACCUGUCGUAUAUAAAAGCACACAAUAGAAUAAAUAUUAAUCAUACCGUAAAAGUUUUAUUUUGGUUUGUAUAAGUUGUAUGAGAAAGCCGUCACGCCUGGUAUAUUUUCAUCUAGCCAUCUUUGUCUGAUACUGUAUAUGUACCUACGUUUAUUCAAUUCAUUAUAGCAGAUAAAGUGCAAGGAAGCCGGGCAAAAAAAUUAAACAAAUAUACGAAAUCAAUAAUAUUAAUAAAUAUUUUAACGUUCUUGUACUAAUAAAUAUAAUAUAUCACUGAUCGCCAUUAAAUCUAGCGGCAUUAUAUGGGGCAAGCGUGCCGGCCAUUUCAUUUCACAUUUGCACUAAAAGUUCUUACUUAUAAUCUUGUUGAUCCAAGUAGAAGUAUCGCUCAUUUUUUAAAUCUCCAUGGUAUGUCUGCAAAUAUAAAGCAAUAUUAUUUGAGAAUACCCACCACAUUGCUAAAUGUUAUUUUGUUUAUUUGCUUUCUUUUUGGAUACUUGUCUAAAUACAGGCGAAUAAAAUUCGGCGAAUAGCAUAAAGCACGACAACAGUUUAAAGCGUUGACCAUAUUGUUAAACUUUUUUUUAUUUCAUAUGUCAAAUAGUUUAAAUGAUGUUCCUUUAUGUAUUGGGGUUUUUUUCCAAAUGUCUUUCAAGAGUAAUUAAAUGAUAAUUUGCUGCAAAAAUUUCCAACUAAUUUUCACCAAGUUAUAUAGUCCCAUUAAGCAUUAAAACGAACAUUUGUUAAUAUUCAAUACACUGAUAACCGAUCAAGUCGGACUAUCUUAUCGACUUCGCCACUUACCUCUCUCAACUUCCGAAAGGCCUUUUUAAAAGAAAAUUGUGAAGAAACUACAAUAAAAUCAGUUUUGUUACAAUAGAAUGCAGAGUCAGCUUCUACGCUUCUACAGAAAUUUUUAAACUUUCUAAAUAGCAUCUUAUCUUUGAUACAUCGUUUAACCUGGUCCUCUUUAUUUCCGAUACGUUGCAUAUAGCAGGACGUGUAAUAACUGAAAGUGGCUUAUAAAGUUUAAUUCGUAAAAUAACAACCAUCAAACAAAAACAAAAAAUACCUUUAUUACCAAUACAGGCGUGAAGGCUAAUAUUAUGGAUUUUCUAGAUAAAUAAAACACAAUGUGAUCUCAAAAUACUUUAUGCUAUAAUAUUUUACUAUGUUAGUUUACACAUAUGUUUUUUCACUUAUUAUGAAUUUUAUUAAAAAAAAAAUUUAGUAAUAAACUCAAAUGACUUAUUUGGAUCGAAACAUUUUUGCAGCUCAACCCAAUUGUCAUUUAACAUGUACCUAUUUAUAUAAUUUCUUGUUAGUAUAGUUUAAUUUAUUUCUUAUUUGUAUAUUGGCUUAGUAACAUAUGAAUUAGUAAAUUUAAAAUUAAGGUAGGUAUAUUGAAAUUUUAGUACUGCUUGUAAAUUUUAUGGUUAGGUAUUUGAAACUAUUGCAAUGUAAGAUUCUCUUUUAUAAAUUUAAAAUUUGCCACAAGCUAUUAAUAUUAUGAUGAUAUGAACAUUAAGACGUUGAGUAGAAAAGAGCAUUUUCUAAUUAACUCUAACAUGGUCUAUAUAUUUUUUUUAUUAUCUUUGGCGGAAUACUUAUGUCAAGAUUGAGUUAGUUCUUGUAAGUUUACGUUUCUUGAAAAGUAAUUAUUUAAAAGAAAAAAGGUUUGUAGUUUGUUUUUUCUUUUGUUAAUUAUACUACGUGACACAGGAAAAAUGGAACACUUAAUAACUUUUUUACUUUUUAAGAUAAAGAUAUGAAGUUUAAUAUACUGAUAGAAUAAUUAUAAGAGCAUCUUUUGACGUCUUCUGUUAUUGUUCGUUACUUCCGGUUUAACAAGAACUGACACUAACAUUUUAUUUUAAAUGGGACAAUUGUUAUGUUAUUACGUAUUGUGAUAGAAAAUAAUAUUCUAAGAAUAAUGAUACCGCAUUUGCUACUUUUUGUUUUAUACUCAUAAAAAAAAUCAAUUUUUUAAAUUUUGAAAUAGGGUUUUCGCGAAUGCGUCGAAAGUUUUAAUUUUUAAUCAAGUCAAUCUUUGUGAUGCAAGAUUAAAUCAUUUUUUGGUGCGGGGUCUGUGUCAGCAUAAUUUUUAUGCCUAAAUAUACAUAGCUAGUAACACUAUUUCCACAAAAAUAUCCUGAUUUGCUCGUCUUUUCUUUAUAAAAAUCAUAUGCGACAAUACUUAUUUUAGUUUUCAAUGAGUCCCCAAAUUAUAUUCUUAGAAGUGACAUACUGGAGAAAGAAAACGUUUGUAACUUAACGGGGAAAAAUAAUAUCCGAAAUAAAAGUGCUUAUUAGUGAGAUUUAUAUUAUAGUUUUGUUUUAAAGUUAUAAUAAGGUAUUUUAGAGUUAAUUGGAAGAAUAUUUUAGUCAAAAUAAUAGUUAGGGGCAAGAUCGGUUGUAUGUUUUUAUGAAGAGAUUCUAUUGUAGUAGUUAAAUUAGAAAUUAAUAUAACCCCACUUUUGUAAAUAUUAUAUGUAAAAUAAAAACCUUAUAGUUACAUAGUGCAUAAAUGUUGAAUUAUUUUUCAACGAGGAUUUUUUAAAAAUAUAUUUGCACAUUUCUUAUUUGAAUCUAAUGCGCAUUAAUAACGCGCUAAACGAAUAAUCGUUCCUACUAUAACUAAAACUUAUUUAGUAUCGGUUUUGUGGCAUGGUGGUUUUAUUUCAUAGUAUUUAGAAAAUCCUUUAAUAUGGUUUUUUGUAUCAAAAAUUUGAAUAGUUCUCAAAAAAGCUUAAUAUACAAAUAUCAGUAUACUAACUAAAAUUGAUUGUAGAUUGGGAUACUUUUAAAUGUGAAUAAUUAUGAUAUACUUGUAGCAAAAGUCGAGGAUACAUAUUUGUAUAUAUUGUAAAGAUAUUAGACUAUUGUUUCUUUAUAAGCAAUCUGCUUUGAGUCAAGCUGACAUUAGUUAAUAUAUUGCCAGACGAUUUUUAAUUUUAUACCAAUAAAAAUGUAAUAGAAUGAGGUAUAUUCAGUAUAUCAUAAUUUUUGUAUACAUUUUAUUUAUUUGUUGCGUAAAAUAUAUUAUCAUUGGUGAUUUCUUUUAAUUAAUAGUAAUUUUUUACAUUAUUUAACUUUUUAUUAUUUUAUUUUUUGAAUUAAACCUACUUCUUUAUUAAAAUCUUUUUGAGAUACUGAAUCAACUUCAUGAUCCGUUUUCCCAUGAUAUGUACAUAUACGCAAAAUAUUUUCACAAACAUGUUUGUUAGUUCAUUAAAUUAUUAUAUCGGGCAUUUCUAUUAUCUAAAUUAAAUUAUUUAUGCAUAAAGGUUUAAAAUUAUAGAAUGCAAACUCUUAAUAUAAUUUAACAAAAAGCAAUAUUGUGUAAGAUAUUCCAGUGUUUGUUUUUUAAUGACACGUCAACCCAAAGGUGGUUUCAUUCAAUGCGGCGGCAGACACAGUAAUACGAUUGUUGAUAUGUUCUUGUGGCUACUGUGGCCCUCGAGGAUCAAAGUAUUACAGGCAGUAGAUCUGACAAAAUGUUUCUUCCAUUUGACAAAUAAGUCACCGAUCAUGUAACCAGUAUUGUAGUAUAGCUGCAAAGUUCCUGGCUUUUGGACGGUGGUAAGGCCCGCUUCAUUCAUGCUGUGAUUUUUUGUCGGUAAGAUAUCAUCAGUUAUUAGCUGUCCUAAAAGAUAGAAGACCUUUAUCACUUAGCAAAAUAUUUGUAUUGCUAACCGUGUCGCUUGAACGUGCAAACAUUUGAGACGAAAUACUUUACUUAAACAAUUAGAUUCAGAACUCAAGAGAGUAAAAAUAUCUCUCGAUUCAAAGUCCAGUGGAAGCAAACUUUUCAGAGUUGACUUAUUUUUAGUAUACUGUUUUUAAUGCAUUAAAGUCUGUAUUUGUUAAUCUCGUUCUAGUUGUAAUGAUAUUUAAGAAGCAUUUCGCUCAAGAUAUAGAAACGCCCUAUAUAGCUCGAUUUUUUCUAAAUAAUAUUUUUAGAUAAUAGAUAAUUUAAGGCGGACUAUUUAUAUGUUGUUGUGUAAUUGAUUAAUACAAUAAAUAUUUUUUUUUAAAAACUGA